GGACAUUAUGUCACCACUCAACAAAUCCCGCUCUAUAGUGCUGCCUUACGAGGCAUAUUAUUUUGUCGACGAGAGAAAAUACUUCUUUUAUAUUUUCCUCCAUGGUCUAGUAGCCGCUGAUAUAGUUAUAAUGGGGCUUAUCGUUCAUGACACCAUGUUUAUAUUUUUUGUGGAACAUGCAUGCGGCAUCUUCGCCGUGGCUGGAUUCCGUUUCGAGCGUUUGGUACACGAAGAUACCUGUCUAAUGAAAACUGUUGAUAACGAGCUGGAUAAUAAGUACAGUAAAAAAAUAGCUUACAGCGUGCACGCGCAUCGGGCAGCUCUAGAAUUCGCGGAGUAUCUUGAGAAUAUCUUUUCCUUAAGUUUCGGUAUAGAAUUAGCGUUGAUGACAAUAGGAAUGAGUAUUACUUUAUUUCAAAUCACUUUACAAUCCGACGACAUCUGGGAAGUAACAAGAUACGUCAUCUACGCGAGUGCGCAACUGGUACACUUGUUCGUCUUUUGUUGGGAAGGUCAAAGACUGAUAGACCACAGUCUGCAAAUACGUGACAAGAUGUACGACUGCACCUGGUAUAAAAUACCCGCAGAGUCGCAAAGGCUAAUCUUGCAUGUGCAAAAAAGGAGUUUGCGACCGAAAUUCUUGAGCGCUGGUAAAAUUUUUACCUUCUCUCUGCAAGGAUUCACCACGGUAGUGCAAACGUCGAUGUCAUACUUUACCGUCCUUUCGUCCGUCCAGUAAUCAACGGGUAAUGUUUAAAUAAUAUUUCUGUAAAAAAAAUUGACAAUUGUGUAAUGACCGGUGUGACAUACACACAUACUCACAUUAUU
Harpegnathos saltator (Jerdon's jumping ant) is the source of this 828-nucleotide messenger RNA. RefSeq names its product odorant receptor 22c. The transcript is spliced from 6 exons. The coding region runs from base 8 to 739 and encodes 243 amino acids. Gene Ontology annotation, biological process: sensory perception of smell; detection of chemical stimulus involved in sensory perception of smell. Gene Ontology annotation, molecular function: odorant binding; olfactory receptor activity. Gene Ontology annotation, cellular component: plasma membrane. Lineage: Eukaryota; Metazoa; Arthropoda; Insecta; Hymenoptera; Formicidae. The record is from RefSeq and is a predicted model, not a curated record.